AUGCCCACGAUCCAACUGGGCGUCUAUCUGACCAGCGGGCAAGAGACUUACAGGGCAGUGGGAUGGGCACUCGAGGCUGGCUAUCGAGGCAUCGACUCUGCACAAAUGUACCGCAAUGAAAAGCAAGCUGGUCGAGCCAUUCUUGAUUUUUUGGCCAGCGAGGCCAACGUAGACGGCCUCCGCCGAGAGGACAUCCACUUCACCUCCAAGCUUGCGUCCAACUCGGCCUACGAUACAGCUCGCAAGGCCAUCAGCCGGUCGGUCAAGGAGUGCGGAUUGGGCUAUAUUGACUUGUUCCUUCUGCAUUCGCCGUACGGUGGCAAGACGGCGCGACUCGAGAGCUGGAGGGCAGUCGAGGACGCAAUCAAGGACGGCGAGGUCAAGAUUGGCGGAGUGAGUAACUACGGGGUCAAACAUCUGCAAGAGCUGCUUGCCUCUAAUCCAAACAUUCCGCCCGCAGUCAACCAAGUGGAGGUGCAUCCCUUCAACACCAGGACGGACAUCACUUCGUUUUGCCAGGAGCACGGCAUCGUGGUGGAGGCGUACGCGCCCUUGGUGAGGGCUCUCCGGAUGAAGCACCCGACGAUUGUCCAACUCUCGAACAAAUACAAGUGCACGCCCGCCCAGCUGCUGGUCCGGUGGAGCCUGCAGCAUGGUUAUGUACCGCUCCCGAAGAGCUCGAAGAAGGAGAGGAUCGUGGAGAAUGCGGAUAUCAGCGGGUUUGCGAUUGCGGACGAGGACAUGCAGAGAAUGGAUGGGUUGGACGAGUAUCUGGUCACAGAUUGGGAUCCUACAGACUGCCCGUAA
Westerdykella ornata is the source of this 807-nucleotide messenger RNA. Its product is annotated as Aldo/keto reductase. The record is from RefSeq and is a predicted model, not a curated record. Gene Ontology annotation, molecular function: oxidoreductase activity. Lineage: Eukaryota; Fungi; Ascomycota; Dothideomycetes; Pleosporales; Sporormiaceae. The coding region runs from base 1 to 807 and encodes 268 amino acids. The transcript is spliced from 6 exons.